Drosophila sechellia is the source of this 310-nucleotide messenger RNA. RefSeq lists its product as uncharacterized. The transcript has a single exon. Bases 32 to 295 code for a protein of 87 amino acids. The record is from RefSeq and is a predicted model, not a curated record. NCBI's taxonomy places the organism in Eukaryota, Metazoa, Arthropoda, Insecta, Diptera, Drosophilidae.
AUUCCGAAUCUUAAGCUCUGACGGAGUGGCCAUGCGCAAAUCCAUUAUAUACAUUCUGCUGUGGAUUCUGGGGUUAAGCGGAGUCUGUAGCUCUGUGCUUAAACAGCUUUUUCCCGACUACAACUACCAAAGGCCUUAUUGGCCCCAGUUCUAUCCUGACUAUUACAACAGAGGUUAUUUCCAGCCACAGCCAGAACGGCCUGCAAAAUCGACGCGGUCAUACAAGGACAUCUGCAGGUUGGUCAACACCAACGGUUUCACAAACCCCGGAGGAGUGCCUAAGUGCCCUUACUAACCUGCUGAACCUUUU